CAGUCAUUCAGGCAGUCCUGAUCAAAUAUAUAUUAAUUCUAACCUAAUAGAUUUACUAUAAAAUAAACUUUUAGUCUCUAAUUAUGCAAAAGUGUUAAUAUUUACAUAUAUUUAAAUAGUAUUAUUGUAAUAAAUAUGGCGUUAACCUGUUCAAGACUAUUUCUCAUACAAAAAUUGGCGCAAAAUGUACAUUAUACAACCUUGAUGAGGCCUAUGGCUUAUAAAAGCGCAAUUUCCUUGGAAACCUUAUAUCCCAACAGCUCCUUGAAGCUUACAACUCCCACUUUUACUCCAGAUCCAAAGGAAAAGUUUUCUGGUUUUAUUCCUAUUGAAAAGUUGGAUAUCACAUAUAGUGCGAGCUCAGGACCAGGCGGUCAAAAUGUCAAUAAGGUGCAUACAAAGGUUGACCUGAGGUUCAAAGUGAAGGAUGCGGACUGGAUACACCCAGAGAUCAAAGAGAGACUGCUGCAGCUGCACGGUAAGAAGUUGACAAAGGAUGGAUAUAUCAUCAUCCGUUCGGAUGCUACUCGUUCUCAGCAACUGAACCUUGCUGACUGUAUGCAGAAGCUGCGCAAUAUAAUCAGAGAUGCCGCUGUCACUAAGAGGGAGGUGUCGCCGGAGACAGAGGAGAGGAUCAGGCAGAGACAUUUGAAAGCAUCGCGGCUACGCGUGGCGAUCAAGCGGGAGGAAUCUCUGAAGCGCGCCAUGAGGCAGCCGCCGACCUCCAUAGACUUAUGAUUUUUCCAUUAAAUUGGGCACACAAUAGAUUUAAAGGUUAUUGAAAUAUUUGGAGUCUAGAAACAAAGAGGCCAAAGUAACUAUAAAAUUUAUUGUGGUUUAAUUCGCUAUAGUGCCUCGACUGCAGUAUAACGCUGAGCGGGGACCACUUCGGCAGUUUGCCCAACAUCUUCACCUGCUACACAUGUUUUGUUCCUCUUUUGUAUUAAACUUUUGUUAUCAAUAAAUUUUAUUCAUAAAUAAAGUAGAAAAAUGCUUAAUAUAAACAACAUGUAUGUAAUCUAGUUCUCUACACACGACCUCUUUAAUCUGGCUCCAUAUUUCAAAUCGCCUUAAUUUUAUGUAUUUGACUAUGUUGAUAGUUGUAUAAAUAAUUAGAUUACGCUUGUUCUAUU
Galleria mellonella (greater wax moth) is the source of this 1133-nucleotide messenger RNA. RefSeq names its product peptidyl-tRNA hydrolase ICT1, mitochondrial. The transcript is spliced from 5 exons. The record is from RefSeq and is a predicted model, not a curated record. Gene Ontology annotation, molecular function: translation release factor activity. NCBI's taxonomy places the organism in Eukaryota, Metazoa, Arthropoda, Insecta, Lepidoptera, Pyralidae. Bases 136 to 738 code for a protein of 200 amino acids. Gene Ontology annotation, cellular component: mitochondrial large ribosomal subunit. Gene Ontology annotation, biological process: mitochondrial translational termination.